Molecule: messenger RNA, 336 nt
Organism: Phytophthora infestans T30-4
Lineage: Eukaryota; Oomycota; Peronosporomycetes; Peronosporales; Peronosporaceae
Exons: 2
Coding region: 1-336 (111 amino acids)
Source: RefSeq, a predicted model, not a curated record
AUGGCUGAGGCGGCACUCGUGCAACCUCCGGCAAAAACUCCCAGACGCGAAAAUGACGCGGUUCGACUUGCUCAGCAAAUUCGGCAAGCAGCUCCUAAGACUCGGACGCCUCCGACUUCAUCGAUAUCACAGGAAUUGGUAGCUGCAGCAGAGAUCAUUCAAUGGGAGAAGGAGCACGAAGUUUUUCCUGAUGUACCAGCCCCGGUAGCAAUCCUGAGUUCGAAGCUCCACAAUUUCAAUUGCUGCCUGUGCAAGUCACUGAUGAUGUCGAGCACGAGAGAAACACCGAAGCGGUACAUCUUCAAGGAAAUCGUGCAAUAUCUGCACAAAACCUAA